AUGACAGAAUUUUCUGAUGAGACCGGUCAGGAUUUUUCUGAUGAGGCAGAGAGUUCAGAUUCCUUCAGUUCCUCUGAGGGGCUGCAGCCCUCGCCCCAUGCCUCUGGAGACAAACCUGAAAGUGGGACGCAGACCACCACCUGGGAGCAUGAAGAUAAACCAUCAGAGCUGUCAGAUUUGAGUAGUAAUGGCAAGAAGUUAAGUAGAAAAUGGAUCAGCCACCUUAAGAGCAAUAAAAGUAACUCUGGACAGUACUCACCUGAUAGUAAAAUUGAGAAAGAAAUCACUCAGGUGCCUGACAAAGAAUUGAAUGCUCUUCAGUCUUUUUGCAACAUUAAGAUAAACCUGAUCCAUCGUAGAUUGAACUGUAAGGAGGCAAAGAGCAGGAGAGGAAAAAAGAGACAGCUCAGACUGGAUGCGGAGGUUCCAGAUAUAGAUGUACAGAAAUGUACUGUUCCUGAUGAGAUUUUGAACAGAAUCUAUUUUGAAAACACGAAGGCAACACUAAAACAGGUGUCAGCAACUAAACAACACAUUUCUUCGCAGUGUCACAGUUGUAACAGAAAAAGAGCAGAACUAGCCCAAUCUGCUUUCCUGAAGCGAAAGACGACUUUACUGCAAUCGCUUUUACUCCAGCAGAAAAUAGAUGAGCAUCUCCACACCAAUGAUUUUCUCACUUUUGUUGGAGAAGCACACAAGGGCCUUCCAAGACUUUCAGAUGACCCCAGAUUAAUCUGGAAAAGACUGACUGAGAAAUGUCAGAUCAGAUGCUCUGGUUUUGAAAAGCCAGAUGCAGACCAGAAGGUGUAACAGGAUGGAAAUAGUGCUUGUUAUAGUCACUGUUUUGUCUAA
Molecule: messenger RNA, 852 nt
Organism: Chrysochloris asiatica (Cape golden mole)
Lineage: Eukaryota; Metazoa; Chordata; Mammalia; Afrosoricida; Chrysochloridae
Gene: CUNH8orf48
Product: chromosome unknown open reading frame, human C8orf48
Source: RefSeq, a predicted model, not a curated record